Messenger RNA from Besnoitia besnoiti, 1791 nucleotides. Its product is annotated as WD domain, G-beta repeat-containing protein. Gene Ontology annotation, biological process: mRNA splicing, via spliceosome. Gene Ontology annotation, cellular component: precatalytic spliceosome; catalytic step 2 spliceosome; Prp19 complex. The coding region runs from base 1 to 1791 and encodes 596 amino acids. Gene Ontology annotation, molecular function: protein binding. The transcript has 8 exons. NCBI's taxonomy places the organism in Eukaryota, Apicomplexa, Conoidasida, Eucoccidiorida, Sarcocystidae. The record is from RefSeq and is a predicted model, not a curated record.
AUGGCGCCCAAGACCUCCGAGGCGGAGUCGCCUCCUUCUUCCUCUUCCUCUUCUUCCUCCUCCGCGGCGCCCUCUUCCACUACUUUAGCAGAGAACGAGUUGUUCGGGUCUUCGCAGCCUCUGCACACGUUCCCCGUUCUUCUGCAGCAAUGUCAGCGACGCACGAACUCGCUCUUCAUCAACUCUGUCGGGCUGCGGCCUCCAGCCUUCCUGCCGGCAAUCGAGGAGAAGGUCAAGCUAAAGCUGCACGACGAGUACUUCUUUCCUCCGCUUCUUUCUUCCACCGCUUCUGCGCCGGCCUCUUCUGACGAUCUCGCGCUCUACACGCCUGCCUCUGCCUUGGACGGACCCGGGGCGCUGCCGCCCUUCGCGGUCGCACAGGAGCCGCCCGCGGCCGGGGCGAAGGGCGCAGAGACAGAGGAGAGGGGCGAGCAGCCGGCCGCGGCGGCUGCGGGCGGGAACGCCUGCACGACACUCGCCGUCGCCUCCUCCGCCGAGCCCGCGCGCGCGAAGAAGCAAAAAGUCGCUAUCUCGUGCCCAGCUGUACAUACGCCCGACAUGACCGUCGCCGACCUUGUUGCUGAGCUGUCCUCACGCACCGCCGCGUCCUCCGUUCCCUACAACGCCUCCUCCGGCGCCGCGGCGUCUUCGGCGGCCGCGCCGGUGCCGGGUGAGAGCAAGUCUGCGCCCGCCGCGUCGGCGGCGGCCGCCGCGAGCGGCUCGCAGCUCGCGCAGGGCUCCGCCUUCGUCGGCGGCGAGCUUGCGAAUCUGCGGCUGAAGAAUCUCCCCGCAGCUCUCCGACCCACCUGGCACGCGCCGUGGAAGCUCCACCGCGUCAUCGCCGGGCACCUCGGCUGGGUCACGUGCAUCGCCGUCGACCCGACGAACGAGUGGUUCGCCACAGGUUCCAACGACCGCCUGAUAAAGAUCUGGGAUCUCGCGUCGGGCACUCUGAAGCUCUCGCUGACAGGUCACGUGUCGGCGAUUCGCGACAUCAAGAUUUCCUCGCGGCAUCCGUACAUGUUCACCUGCGGAGAGGACAACCGCGUCAAGUGCUGGGACUUGGAGCAAAACAAAGUCGUGCGCGACUACCACGGCCAUCUGUCAGGUGUGUAUACACUCGCGCUGCAUCCGCAGCUGGACAUUCUCUGCAGCGGCGGCCGCGACGCCGUCGUGCGCGUGUGGGAUAUGCGGACGAAGCACGAAAUUUACGUAUUAAGCGGCCACCAGGGCACGAUUAUGUCGCUGCAGAUGCAGUCCCUCGAACCGCACAUCGUCUCGGGGUCGCAGGACAAAAUGGUCCGACUGUGGGACUUGACAGCGGGGAAAUGCUCGGCGGUGUUGACAAACCACAAGAAAAGCAUUCGCGCCAUGGCAUUCCAUCCGCAGGAGUACUCUUUCGUGUCUUGCGCGGCCGACAAAAUCAAGGUCUGGAGAUGCCCGUUGGGGGCGUUCGAGCGCAACAUGGAAGGGCACAACGCGAUCAUCAACUGCUGCGCAAUCAAGGAGGACGGAGACUCUUCGAUUCUCAUCGCCGGAACGAACAACGGGCAACUGCACUUCUGGGACUGGGCUUCCGGAUACAAGUUCGAUACAAUCCAGUCUCGCGUCCAGCCCGGCUCGCUUGAAAGCGAAAACGGCAUUUUCUGCUGCGCCCUCGACAAGUCCGAGACGAGGCUUCUGACGGGAGAGUGUGAUAAGACGAUCAAGGUUUGGAAGCCAGACGAAGAUGCAACGGAGGAGUCACAUCCGUUGCAGUGGAAGCCGCAGAGGACCAUGAAGCGCUACUAG